Molecule: messenger RNA, 2147 nt
Organism: Aricia agestis (brown argus)
Lineage: Eukaryota; Metazoa; Arthropoda; Insecta; Lepidoptera; Lycaenidae
Gene: Exd2
Product: exonuclease 3'-5' domain-containing protein 2-like
Exons: 9
Coding region: 503-2083 (526 amino acids)
Biological process (GO): nucleobase-containing compound metabolic process
Cellular component (GO): nucleus; cytoplasm
Molecular function (GO): nucleic acid binding; 3'-5' exonuclease activity
Source: RefSeq, a predicted model, not a curated record
UCAAGUUUGUUUGUGAUUUUUUUGUUUAUUUCAAAGAAGAUUUAGGGAUACCUAUAUUUAUUUUGGAAAUUGGAUGGUGGUUUGUUGUGGGAAUUUCUGAAUUUUCCUGUUAAUAAUGGCAAUCACGAAAAGGCACCAUAAAAUUAUAAUAAAAAUCAAAAUACUAUUCAUCCACUAUCCGGACGACUUCGUUAUCAGAAGUGGUGAAACAGGCCCUAAGCUUCGAAUACACUUUGAUUAGGUACGGUAUUUUACACGUGUAAUACCUAUUAUAUUUAAGUUACUCUAUGACGUGUAAAUAAUCAAAGUACGGUACAUAUAAACACAUUUGUCAAAUAUUUAUAAUGUCAACUCGAUUGUCAACUCCACACCAUAACCUAUUGUGGACUGUGGUUAUUAAAUUAUUGGGUGUUAUUGGGGUGGGUUAUUCCUAGCAGCAGUUUUCCGCUUUGCGCAACAAUUAUUAAAAUAAAAAAUUACUAUCUUAGCUUUAGUUCCUAAUAUGCAGCUACUCUUGACUACCGCUGUAAUAACUUUUGCUGGCAUAACAUACCUUGUCAUAAAAUCCAAAAGGAAGACAAAAAGUGCUGUAGAUGCUUUAAAUUACCUUAAUAUUAAAAUAAUUUCUUCAGAAGAUCAAGUCAACGAGGCGGUGGCUGAAAUACGAAGACGGAGUUCUGCAUACCAUGCUAUAGGCUUUGACUGUGAGUGGGUGACAGACAAUGGACAAAGGCAACCUGUGGCACUACUACAACUAUCUACCUAUGAUGGAUUUUGUCUACUUUUUAGGCUGAAUAAGCUAAAGCUAAUCACUGGAUCACUGAAAGAAAUCCUAGAAGAUGACUCUUUAUAUAAAGUAGGUGUAGCUCCCGGGGAGCGUGCUAAGUACUUGGAGCACGACUAUUCUGUGAUGUUAAAGUCCUCCUUGGACAUCCGAAAUCUUGUUGAAAUCUGUGGAUAUGAUGACGGCGGCCUGGCCGCUCUCUCCGCUUCUCUCCUUGGUGUGGUCUUGGAUAAAAGCUGGAGGGUCAGAUGUAGUGAUUGGGAAGCUGACGAGCUCACUACACGUCAAGUGAAUUAUGCAGCGGCAGAUGCACAUGUAGCUAUAAAGAUGUUUGUCAAUCUUGUUAAUGGCUACUACAACAAGGGGAUAUUAUCGUAUAUGAGAAAAUCUGAUAGCAGCCAUUGGGAUAACAUCAAUGAUCUCUGCUGGCAGUAUGCUGAUAUGUUCUAUAAAACAAAGAAAAAAUCUAAUAGAAAUGAAAAUAGUACAAACAAAAAAAAAGAAAAAUCGCCAAAAGCGAUGAGUAAGAGAUACCCUCACGCAACCAGAUCUAAGCCACUAUACCACAACAGUGUCCUGCAAGCCCCCAACGGCGAAAUACUGUAUACAUGUGAUACUCAAAAAGCUUAUGGGUAUGUAGAAAAAGGUCUAGCGGAGAGGAUCUCAACAGAGCCCUUUACAGUCCGCCUCAAGUCGGCGGGCGACGUAGGGAAGUACUAUCAACUGAUCGAAGAGACCAAAUGUGUGGUGUGUGGCAAGGACAACUCGUAUAUACGGAAAAAUAUCGUGCCGAGAGAAUAUACGAAAUAUUUUCCUGUCAGAAACCGGUCCGCGCACGAUAUGCUGCUGCUGUGCGGCAGCUGCCACCAGCGCAGCAUCACGCUGGACCAGAGCAUCCGGGAGCGGCUCGCCAAGUUGUGCGACGCGCCGCUCAGCAAAACUAAGUACACGGAGAAAGCUGAUUGCAAAAAGAUUCGUUCAGCGGCCCGUGCGCUACUCUACCACUCGGUGAAGCACGCGUUACCCGAGCGGCGUCGCGCCGAGCUGGAGGCGGUGGUGCUGCAGCACUACCCCGACCACGACACCAUCACUACAGAGCUGCUGCAGGAAGCUGCUAACGUGCAGGUCAUCUACGAGAACACAGACUACGAGUCGCACGGUCACAAGGUGGUGACCUACUUCCUGCAGUACUCCGGCAUCCUAGCGCUGAAGGAGCUCUGGCUGGAAGAAUUCCUCGCCUCCAUGCAGCCCCAGUACAUGCCAGAACUCUGGCCCGUCAAACAUAACGAGGAGAGCUAAUCAGGGCGAACGAAGAGCCCUAGUAUAUCCCACAACCUGAGCAAUUUUGUGGUACACUUUACGG